This is a messenger RNA of Trachemys scripta elegans, 3125 nucleotides long. It is a transcript of the gene CLTB, whose product is annotated as clathrin light chain B. Bases 1 to 666 code for a protein of 221 amino acids. Gene Ontology annotation, cellular component: clathrin coat of trans-Golgi network vesicle; clathrin coat of coated pit; synaptic vesicle membrane. Gene Ontology annotation, biological process: clathrin coat assembly; intracellular protein transport; clathrin-dependent endocytosis. Lineage: Eukaryota; Metazoa; Chordata; Testudines; Emydidae. Gene Ontology annotation, molecular function: clathrin heavy chain binding; structural molecule activity. The transcript is spliced from 6 exons. The record is from RefSeq and is a predicted model, not a curated record.
AUGCCUCAUGGUGCCGGCUUGUCUCCGCACCGACCAGCUGUGGCUCAAGCUCUGCACACCCCAACACACACAGCUCUGUGUGCCAAGCUGAAACCAGCAAUCUUGGGUCCCUCGUGUGCUGCUAACAGCUGGGUAACAUGUUUCUCCCUUGCCUCCAAUGCAGCUGAUUUUGAGGACGUGGGGGCCACUGUGAACGGAGAUUUCUUUCAGGAAUCCAAUGGCCCCACGGACGGCUACGCAGCCAUCGCCCGGGCUGACAGGCUGACCCAGGAGCCCGAGAGUAUCCGCAAAUGGCGGGAGGAGCAAAAGAAACGGUUGCAGGAGCUGGAUGCUGCUUCGAAGGUGAUGGAGCAGGAAUGGCGUGAAAAGGCCAAGAAGGACCUGGAGGAGUGGAAUGUGCGUCAGAGUGAGCAGAUGGAGAAGAACCGAGUUAACAACAGGAUUGCUGACAAAGCAUUUUACCAGCAGCCGGACGCCGACGUGAUCGGCUACGUGGCCUCGGAGGAAGUCUUCCUGAAGGAGUCCAAGGAAGAAAACCCUGGCACAGAGUGGGAGAAGGUGGCCCAGCUGUGUGACUUCAACCCCAAAAGCAGCAAGCAAUGGAAGGACGUGUCGAGGAUGCGCUCGGUGCUCAUUUCCCUCAAACAGACGCCCCUGUCCCGCUAACCGCCCACCCAGCACGACCAAAGAGUGGGGGGGGGGCAGGGGAGGACACGGGCCACUCCUCCGCCAGCGGGCUCGCCUGGACAAGCACAGCAGGUUCAGUCGGACGCCAGCAAGGGGCACUGCUGCCCCUGCCUCCGCUCCCCCACCCCCUUUGCUCCCUGGUGUGCGUGGCUGGCUUGGUUGGGUUGCUGGUUGUAACCGUCCCGAUUUUCCUUUGCUUAAAGGGUGCAUUGGUCUCUUUUUACACUUAUUUAUUACCAUGGUGGUUCCCUGGGCAACAGGGCUGGGCUCCCUCCCCCGCUGCCUCUGGGGCAGGGAGCUCGACGCCGACAGGCUAGGCACAGGCCUCUGACGCUGCGAGAGAUCCCGGGGUCUCCUUGCCGUCCCUCACAUCGACUCUCCCAUCUCUGCCUCAGACCCAUCCAGCUUCUUCCCCCGGGGCAGAGAGCUGAGCCAGUCCGGUGGGUGCAGACCCUGCUGCCUCUUGGCCACGGCACUGGGUGAGAGUGGGAUGAGAGGCAGCAUUGUCUAGUAUCCUAGCAUGGGACUGGGAGCCAGGAUGCCUGGGUUCUAAUCCCAACUUCUCAUGGGACCCUGCCCCUCGUGUGUCCGCCUGUAACGGGGGAUGAUGCUGCGCUGCCUGCAGGGGGUGGCUGUGACACUGGGAGGGGCAGGGCCAGUUCAUGGCUGCACAGGUGUGACGUCGGCUGGAGGCAGCGGCUGGCUGCACACAAGCUGCCAGGGAAAAAGGAGAAUUCAGUCAGGGACACUCCAGGCAAGGCAGAGCUGAGAGCAUGCAGGAGCAUAACCCCCAGCUCCUCCUCCAGUGUUAGUCUGUGUUUCUAGCAUUGCAGGACUGGAGAGGCAAUGGCAGUGGCUACCCCUGCCCUGGGGAACUCUCUGCCACAGGACAGUGCUAAGGCUGAGCUCACGGGAUUGGGCAUGCGGCUGGCUAAGGACACAGCGAUGGCUUUGACAAGUCAAGGUCAGGGCUCAGGAGACAUCUCCCCUAGGGGAGCUUAUUCCACCACUGCUCAUGAGGGAACGUCUUGUUCCUCCCUCUGGAGCACCCGCUCCUGGCCUAUCAUGGAGCCGGGAUACCAGGUUUGAUGGGCCCCUGGGCUGAGCUGCUCCGGCACUUCCUCUGCUCCUAUGUGAAGGGAGGGGAGUGCAGAGCUCAAGCAGAGCUGCCCCUGCCCUGCUGCAGGAGACACGGGCUGAGAUCCCCCUUUGAGCUUGGCCAGGGAGAGAAAACCCGUGCCCCCCCGCCCCCCUCCCCCCACAUGAACUUGAUACUCCCCCAGGAAAAACUCUAGCGCUGGUGUUUGGACUCUGCCCUGCCUCUGAGCAACUGAUGGGCCCUGGAAAAGUAAGGGGAGGGCCUGGCGUGGGGACAGGUACUGGCUGAGGCAGCCUGGCCUAGGGGCUUGUGGCUGCAUGUUUCUUUUGUCCCACCCCUGGCCUGCCAGCUAAAGGGACCCCACUCUCCUCCCCUGCGCGAUGCCCUUUGGGGAGGGGGCUCAGCUUCCUCCCCAAGCCCCUUCUCAGCUGCUCUGUCAAUAGGUGCUUGGUGAGGCUAGGGCAGCGCCAUGCAGCUCCCAGAACCCAUCUGUACACUCAAGAGCAGACAGGCCCGCUAGACCCACUUCGCCCUGGGGCUCUGCCUCCUGCCAUGUUCUUGCCGUCUCUGUCCUGGCCGCAUUCACCUUGGGCAGGGACUGGGUCAGGCGUGGGACAGCUCGCACAGGGCAUGCAGCCUGGUGUGCUGGGUGGGGAGAGCAGGCUGGGAGGAGACACUGGCAGGGAGCUCAGGGCAAAGUCCAUAAAGCCAGGAGCCCCUUCCAGCCAAUGGGGUGAGGCACAGGGGAACCUCUCUCCCCUGCAGACCCAGCCCUGCCCCAGCUGAGUCCUGCUGCUCAGGUUUAGGGCUGCGGCUCUUGGCAGGAGGACGUGGCUGCUCUGAGACGCCCGGCCGGGAUUCCCUGCUCCAGGACCCUGAGAGCGGCAGAGCAGCAGCCUGAAACUGGGCCUAGCGCCUGCACGAAUGGAGGGUGGGUGGGUUUGACUUCCAUGCCAGUGACAGUGAUGCCUCCUUUCACGCGGGCUGUGCGGGCCGCUCCCAGGCUUCAUUGCUGGGCAGGUCUGUUAAUUACUGGGUGUGUCAGCGGCUGAGGGCGGUAGCCCAGGCUCCCCAAGCCUGCAGAGGCUAAGCCGCCCAGCUAGCCCAUGGGAGAGUCCCCCUACCCUGCCUUGUACGCCUACCAGCAGGAAGCACGGCCUAGGCAUCCCGCCCUCAUUUCUAGCAGGGAGCAGGACCCCAGGGUGAUAGCUGGUGCUGCUGCUUUACAGACAAGGGCCCGGAUCCUCCUCCAUCCCAGGUGGCAGCUCUGGCUGUUCUGUGUCCCCCCAGCUUUGGUAUAUGUGACCUUGUACAAAUAAACUGACAUGACUCCCACCCA